This is a messenger RNA of Ictalurus punctatus (channel catfish), 1100 nucleotides long. Its product is annotated as histone H2B-like. The transcript has a single exon. Bases 220 to 594 code for a protein of 124 amino acids. NCBI's taxonomy places the organism in Eukaryota, Metazoa, Chordata, Actinopteri, Siluriformes, Ictaluridae. Gene Ontology annotation, molecular function: DNA binding; structural constituent of chromatin; protein heterodimerization activity. Gene Ontology annotation, cellular component: nucleosome. The record is from RefSeq and is a predicted model, not a curated record.
AGCCAAUUGUUUUUUCAUAGUGCACGUUGCACUGUAAAUACAACGGCGGGAAUUGAAACAAAGCGUAGCGGAGGAGGGAGGAGCAGUAGGAGGUAUCGAAUUUUGGCCAAUCAAAAAAAGGUGUCUUGUGUGGACGUCAUUAGCAUGUGGGUCUGUAAAUAGAGCGGGCGCGAGGCGGGCGUUAGUCAUUUUCUGUUCGUUUAUUCGAGAAGCAGCAUUAUGCCCGAUCCAGCCAAGACCGCGCCCAAGAAGGGAUCAAAGAAAGCCGUGACCAAGACGGCCGGCAAAGGAGGCAAGAAGCGCAGAAAGUCCCGGAAGGAGAGCUACGCCAUCUACGUGUACAAGGUCCUGAAACAGGUGCACCCUGACACCGGCAUCUCAUCCAAGGCCAUGGGCAUCAUGAACUCCUUCGUGAAUGAUAUUUUUGAGCGCAUCGCCGGUGAGUCUUCUCGUCUGGCUCACUACAACAAGCGCUCCACCAUCACCUCCAGGGAGAUCCAGACUGCCGUGCGCCUGUUGCUUCCCGGCGAGCUGGCCAAGCACGCCGUGUCCGAGGGCACAAAGGCCGUCACCAAGUACACCAGCUCCAAGUAAAGCGCGUUACCGCCGUCUUCAUCAACCCAACGGCUCUUUUAAGAGCCACCCACUUUUCAUACAAAGAGCAAUCAAUUUUCUUUCGCUUUCUCUCUUGCUGUGUGUGUGUGUGAGUGAGAGAGAGGGGGGGGGCACUUCUGAAGUGCUGCUCUCCCACGAAUGUUCAGGCUUUUGGGUAAUUCUAGCAGUCUGAUAAAUGCAGAGAUGAGUACAACUCAACAGGGUUGUAGCACGGUUUCUCGGGCUUGUAUAAUCUGAGCAAUGCAAAAUGGGGCUUUAGCAGCACAAAGUUAUUCAUAUUAAGACUAGCAACAGGAAGUAACUGAAAAUGGUAUUCUAGUAACACGUAGAAAUUCAAACUAAGGUUCUAGAAGCACGUAAAAGUUCUAAAUACUGUUGUAGUAACAUGUAGUCAUUCAAAACAGUGUUCCAGCAGCACAAAGUCAUUCAAAAGAAUGCUCUAGCAGCAUGGAAUACAACACACACACACACACAAGGCUAUAGCG